GGACGCAGUUGCGCACCGGCUGCUCACCGGGAGAGAGGUGGAAAGCCUUCGUCAGCUCGCGAGCUUUCCCCCGGUGACUCAAACUCUAAACCGCCGCCCGGAAGUUUUUAUAACUCGUUGCUGUUCGUCACGACUUUUUGUGUCAGCGUGUAAACUUUUCCUCGGUUCCGUGAAGUUCGUGAUGUUUUGAUUCUCCAGCUGCGAUCCUACCGACGGACGGACCGACCGACCGACCGACUGACUGACUGCCGGGUGUGCGUACUGCGCCGCCGAGAAGAGGCGCCUCCUCCAUCUCUCCUCUCCCGCAGCGGAGGGAACAUAUUCUCAGUCAGCAUGACACAAAUGUCAGGAUUUGUGAGUUGAUAGCGCGCUACACUUGAGGCUCUGGACGCUUGAGUUCGCGAGUGGGAUGUUCUCCUGAGUUCAAUUUCCCAUUCUGACAAAGGCUUUUCUGAGAAUCACCCCCCACCCGAUAAUACACAAUGGCUAACAGCAUAAUUGUGGAGCAGCAGUUUUCUCACAAAUUCACGGUGACAGUGGCUCGGGCUAAGAGCGUCACCAAGGGAGCGCUGGGUGACCUGUUGGACACCCCAGAUCCGUAUGUGGAGCUGUACAUCGCGACGGCCCCAGAGAGCAGAAAGAGGACCAAGCACAUUGACAACGACAUCAACCCAAAAUGGAACGAGACCUUUCAAUUCAUAUUAGACCCCAACCUGCAGAACGUCCUGGAGUUAACAUUAAUGGACGCCAACUAUGUGAUGGAUGAGACACUCGGGACGGCGUCCUAUGACAUCACCAAGCUCCCAGUGGGCCAAACAAAGACAGAGGCUUUCCUCAUUGGCAAAGCAACCAAAGUGUACUUAGAGAUGUCGCUGGAGAUCUGCACUAAACUGGACCUGCGGUUCAGCUUGGCUCUGUGUGACAAAGAGAAGCAGUUCAGACGAACCCGCAGAGACAGAGUGAUGCUGGGCAUCAAGAAGCUGCUGGACAUGGAGAAGCCUCGUUUCCUCCCCAGCUCUCCAAAUGAGGUUCCAGUGAUAGCCAUCGCAGGUUCUGGAGGCGGGUUCCGGGCCAUGGUCGGCUUCUCGGGCGUCAUGAAGGCCCUGUUUGAGUCCGGGGUUCUGGACUGUGCCACGUACGUCGCCGGCCUCUCCGGAUCCACAUGGUACAUGUCCGCUCUCUAUUCCCACCCCGACUUCCCAGAUAAGGGCCCAAGUGACAUCAACAAGGAGCUGAUGAAAAGAGUUAGCGGUAACCCCCUGAGGCUGCUGAUGCCCCAGCACAUCACCAACUACAUCCAGGCCCUGUGGAGCAAAAAGGCCUUAGGGCAGCCUGUUACCUUCACUGACAUCUUCGGUAUGCUCAUAGGAGAGACGCUCGUACCUGCGAGGAUGGACAUCAAGCUGAGUGACAUCCAGGGUAAAAUAGACCAGGCCCAGUCUCCGCUCCCUCUCUUCACGUGUCUGCACGUCAAGCCAGAUGUCUCUGAACUCAUGUUUGCAGACUGGGUGGAGUUCAGCCCGUAUGAAAUUGGGAUGGCAAAGUACGGCACCUUCAUGACCCCAGACCUGUUCGGGAGCAAGUUCUUCAUGGGAACAGCUGUGAAGAGAUACCAGGAGAACCCUCUUCACUUUCUGAUGGGUAUAUGGGGAAGUGCCUUCUCCAUUCUGUUUAACAGAGUGCUGGGAGUCAAGGACACAGUCGGUGGCAGCACCAUGGAGGAGGAGUUAGAGCAGAUCAAACCCCAGCACAUUGUCGGAGAGGACAGCAUGGACAAUGAGGACGAGCCGCGCAAAGGUGGGAGAGAGAACCAGGAGGCCGAGGACGACUUUAACCGCACCGCUCAGGCCAGCUGGUGCCAGCGGAUGAUCACAUCGCUCUUCAGUGACUCUUCGCUGUUCAACACUCGAGAAGGCCGAGCCGGGAAGGUGCAUAACUUCAUGCUGGGCUUGAACCUGAACACCAGCAUCCCCUUCUCUCCGGCCAACGAGGUCCCGUGUCACGCGUCUCCACCUGAGGAGGAGGUUGAUGCCGUCACGGACCCGGACGAGUUCGAUCGUAUCUACGAGCCCCUGGAUGUGAAGAGUAAGAAGAUCCAUGUGGUGGACAGCGGUCUGACCUACAACCUGCCCUACCCUCUCAUCCUGCGGCCGCAGCGUGGCGUCGACCUCAUCAUCUCCUUCGACUUCUCUGCCCGGCCGAGUGACUCCAGCCCCCCGUUCAAGGAGCUGCUGCUUGCAGAGAAGUGGGCUCGAAUGAACAAGCUCCAGUUCCCCAAGAUCGACCCCAAAGUCUUUGACCGCGAGGGCCUGAAGGAAUGCUACGUUUUCAAACCAAAGAAAGGAGAGAAGAACUGCCCGACCAUCAUCCACUUUGUCCUGGUCAACAUCAACUUCAGGAAAUUCAAAGCGCCUGGUGUCCCCAGAGAGACUGAGAAGGACAAGGAGUUUGCAGACUUCGACAUCUUCGACGACCCGGAAUCGCCUUUCUCCACCUUUAAUUUCCAGUACUCCAACCAGGCCUUCACCCGACUCCAUGACCUGAUGGAGUUCAACACUCUAAACAACCUGGAGGUGAUCAAAGACGCCAUCAAGGAGUGCAUCGUCUCCCGUAAGGAGAGCCCCUCCAGCCCCUCCCGCUCCUUCUCCCUCAGCGAGACCCCGAAGAAGAAGAGGUCCCCCCCCGAAGCCUUGGCAACCCUUGGGAAAUGAGAAACAGUAGCCUCGUUCGCUUGUUUGGCCGUAAAGUUGGAGACUGUGGAUCAGUGGACUUUAGGGAUUUUUUUGUCUGUGUAGAUUCUACCUUAACAUAAAUCAUUUUCUUUUUGGAAAGUGCCAUCAUGUCCAUCUCCUCCCUGUGUGCUUUUUUUCCACCAGGAGGAUUUGUUCAACUCAGAUUUUGUGUCGCUAAAGAACCUUCAUGUUUACUGUUAGAGCGUUCAUGUACAACACAGUUAGAAUUUUCAUCUGGUUUUAUUUGCACCGAUGUGGCUGCUGUUGGUGUUUACUGACCUCAAAGCAGCCGAUGAGUGUUGUGCAUGUGGGCGACUGGGGAAAGACUGGAUGUCGAAAACCUCUGCAGGGUGAGUGGGUUGUUGCAGGUCACAUCUGGCUCCAUCACAAACUACACAAGACUGUGAAAUCUGUCUUUCAUUUUUUUUAAUAUUUACUGAGUUUCGAGCAGUUCUAUAUAUAUAUACAUAUAAGUCUGCUCGUCCGCCUCACUUCGGUGAAUCGUGUGAAAUUUCCACUCCUGCUAAAACAUUCCUAUUUUAUGUGGACGCCUCUUGGCUUCGGUUCACGCCGCCUAGAGCGCAGCUGCAUUUGCAUGUUUCCGAUGAGGUUUGAAGGCGCCGUGCUGUGUGAGUGAACCUGCACCGGAGCUGAACUCUCGUGUAUCGAUCGUGCGACUAGACCUCGCGAUUCCUUUUGUUCUCCCUGUAUCUGUUUUUAAACCUUGGCGUCUCGUCUAAACACGAAAUCCUGUUUGAAAACAUGGAAGAGGAGCUCGUAACCACGGUUUUUGUUUUAUGGCAACUCCUAAACACGCCAAGUGCUACCCCCCCUCUGGAUACCUCAAACAUCUCAGUGAUGUUGUUUACCCACCUACUGGGAAGGAGCACUCCCUGCUCCCCCGGAGGGAGUGCCUCACAUUAAAGCCACCAUUUUGGGAAAACAAAACUUGACACCAUAGAAACAGUUCCGCUUCUUUUCCUUCUGCUGCUCUCUCUCUCUCCCUGUAUCUCGCCAGUAGGAUGAGGUUGUGUUUAUUUUCCUGACCGUGUUGUUUCAGGCCGACUUCCAGACGCAAUUGAAUUCUCCGAGGUCAUUUGCUCGUCCGACGAAUCCGGCUCGCGGCGGGACUUCUCCGACCUCCCCCGGUGGGAUGACGGGCGGCUCGGGCUGAAAAUGGUGGUUCUUUGCUGCACUCAGUGGAAUUUUACACACUACACCUACACCUGCAGCAGUGGAGACCUGGAAUCUGACACACUACACCUAUACCUGCAGGGGCCCGAAGGCUGCACACAGAUCAGUGGAAUUUUACACUGAAGUGCUUCCGACCUCUUUAUACUCGAGUUCCAGCCCCACUGGUUUGCAAGAAUUUGAGAAUAAAAGCGUUUUCUUCAGAGUUAUGACAGAGUUAUGACUUUUUUUGGCACCUGGUUUGCAUUGUGUUUCAUUGUGUUUUCCGUAAUCAUCAGCAUUUUCUUGAUAAUGAUUUUUGCUUUUUUAUUAGUUAUUUGGAAAUUUGUUUUGUUGCGUAUCCGCUUUCAUUUAUUUGAUACCAGUGUCAUAUGUGUCAGUGGAAGCCAAAGUCAUGACAUCACGUCUGGGCUCCGCUGUUUCACAAGCCUCUGUUACUCAUUCCCACUUUCAUUCAUAGUGAAGUGUGUUAAUGUUGUCAAAGAAGAAUUAACACCAAUCACAUCAUAUAUGAUACAAAUAGAUUUUGAUGAUUAAAUUAAUUAUUUUUCAUCCGUGUCCAUCAUAUUCACUGGUGCUCUUUUCUAGAGUCUCCAGUUAGCUACUCGAUGUGGUUAAUUGUAAUCCGCAGAUUUAAAAGCCGUUCCCGGAUGUGACUCGCUCAUUGACUCACCUGGAUCUGUCCAAACUAUUCUCUGAAUAUAAAGAUGAACGUCUCCACUUGCUCCCACUGUCCAGAAAGGAGGUCUAAAUGUCUUGGAUAUGAACACUGCCAUUUUGCGUGAAGACGGGGAUGGGGCUGUGCUAUUGAAGUCUCACACUCAGCCAAUCAGGAGUCAGUCUCAGCUGCCAAUCAUUACACUUCGCUCCUUUUUUAUAUAUGUAAUUAAGACAAAACAUUUUUUUAAUAAGAACAACCUAAAGCAUGUUUGAGUUUUUUUUUACUUUUUAGUUUGGCUUAUGUCCCAUCCACUAACAUAGAGGAGGGAGAAUUUAUAAUCUAUAUUGCUGGCAGCCACUAGGGGGCGAUCAAGUUGAUUUUGCAUCACUUUAUCGGAGGUGUCAUGUUAUAUGUACAGUCUGUGAUCAUAGCAUUCAAAACUGAGAGGUGCUGGUAGGUGGCUAUAGCUUCGGGCAGACCCAGGCUAGAUGUUUCCCUUUGUUUUCAGUCUCUAUGCUAAGCUACGUUAAGCAAAUAUAUAAGAAAUAUUUCUUUACGACCGAGAACAGACUCAAAUCUCUGUGCAGCGAAAGAAGCAAUGAUCAUUUUAUGAAUCCUGUCAAGCUGCCAUGUUAAACUAUUGUACGUACGUUUACGUAAGCAAACGUGAACUGAUGUUUUAUUCUGUACAUUCUUUGUCAUAUUACAUUUUAGAAUUUUUUUCACGUUGUUUACAGAUGCAUAAAAUGCUAGUCAUCUCUAGAAAGUCAAGUAUAGAAAAUACCAGCGAGAUCUUGAACUGUUCGUAUUAUAACUGGCCAAGCAUGACAUUCACAAUGUUUAUGUGAUUAUAAAGAAUCAAAUAAUAAAGAGACUUUACAACGGUGUAA
Molecule: messenger RNA, 5474 nt
Organism: Platichthys flesus (European flounder)
Lineage: Eukaryota; Metazoa; Chordata; Actinopteri; Pleuronectiformes; Pleuronectidae
Gene: pla2g4ab
Product: phospholipase A2, group IVAb (cytosolic, calcium-dependent)
Exons: 19
Coding region: 483-2711 (742 amino acids)
Biological process (GO): glycerophospholipid catabolic process
Cellular component (GO): nucleus; Golgi apparatus; cytosol
Molecular function (GO): calcium-dependent phospholipid binding; calcium ion binding
Source: RefSeq, a predicted model, not a curated record